Messenger RNA from Acanthaster planci (crown-of-thorns starfish), 1028 nucleotides. RefSeq names its product NADH dehydrogenase [ubiquinone] 1 alpha subcomplex subunit 11-like. Gene Ontology annotation, cellular component: mitochondrial inner membrane; respiratory chain complex I. Gene Ontology annotation, biological process: mitochondrial electron transport, NADH to ubiquinone. Lineage: Eukaryota; Metazoa; Echinodermata; Asteroidea; Valvatida; Acanthasteridae. The record is from RefSeq and is a predicted model, not a curated record.
ACAGUACAGGUCACAGUGGGUCAAAGUUUAACUUGGUGUUGUUUGAUGGAGAGAGUUCAUAAUUUGCCAGUUUUCAGGCAAACCACACGCCGAUAGAUCCGUGAAAAGGGUUAUUUACAGCUUUACGACAAUGAAUAUUCGUUACGACAAUAUUGAUGGCAAAGAGCCGGUCACAAAGAUCCUGGAGACAACCGCAACGGGAGCUGUCUCUGGAGCUGGACUUUCUGCAGUGGCACUGUCGAUGCACUUUCCCAAGAAUUUUACUGAAGCCGUCGGGAGGAGUUUAAAUCACACAGCGACAUUGGCGGCUCUCGGCGCUGUCUUUGGAGCAGGAACUACAAUAGCGGCGUCCGUCAGGGACAAAGACGGCCCACUCAACUACUUCAUCGGAGGGUGUAUGGCAGGGGCAGUUCUAGGAGCCAAAUAUCACAGUUACUCAAUUGGCACAAGCACCUGCGUGGGCUUCGGUGGCUGGGCAGCCAUUUACAAGUUGUGGAGAGAUGAAGGGUGGGGCGAUUUCAUUCCCAAGCCCAUCUACUAAAAAUCAGCACCAAGUCAGAGACAUUGAAAGGCACAGGGCUGUUGCCCAGCGGAAAAGCCAGAGUUGUCAGCAGUUCAGGGAUAUGUUAGAUCUCCACCUAAACUCCUGUUUGAACCAACGCCUCCUGCCCUGUCCACUAGUAUUUUUUUGGGUGAAAACCUCAGAGUGUGUGGAACCCCUUGUGACGUCAACAUCCUAGAAUGAUUUUUGUGGACAGCCAAUUUGUUGCAUAUUCUGAAGGAAAUGCCAAGCAUUGUGUGUAGCUAUCACCUAUGCUGUGUUCCUAACAUGCUCUUUCUGUGUCCAUGCUUGGUGGUCAUGUAAUUGGUUGGUGGCCUGGUGACUUCAUGUCUCCAGUUAUUAGCUAAAUUCACCCAUUGAUAUCACCACGUUUUGUGGCAGACAACACCGAAGAUCGUAUAGCGCCGAAGGCGCAAGAUGGAUAACUCUGUCACAAAGGUGUACAUGUAAUUACCAUGGGCGCCAU